Porites lobata is the source of this 5359-nucleotide messenger RNA. The record is from the annotation of a GenBank genome assembly. NCBI's taxonomy places the organism in Eukaryota, Metazoa, Cnidaria, Anthozoa, Scleractinia, Poritidae.
CAGCUAUAUAGUGCAACGUGUACCAAACUGUUUUGACUAUUCUUAGAAGUCUGGCUGGGUUGUUUUCCUUUUAUGCUUUAGAACCACAGGAAGCUCCUGCAUUCUUGUCCGUCGGUAAAUAUGGAGAGGGCUCUUUUCUUUGUGAUUUGUGCACUUGUUGUAAACAGCUGUGUUUGUGCGACCACCACUGGGAGAGACAGACCAAAGCCGCAUGAAGAAAAGCUAUCGGAAAAGGAGGGCACAGAAUACGACCAUGAGGCUUUCCUCGGAGACAUGAAGGAAGAAUACGACGACCUUCCUCCUGAAGAAGCUAAAAAGCGCUUGAGAAUUCUGGUCAAACGUUUAGAUACCGAUAAAGAUGGCUUUGUUUCAGAGGAGGAGCUCACCAACUGGGUAAAAGCUGUCUUCCGCAAACGCUUGAUGGAUGGAAUAGAAGAUGAUGUCAAGGCAAAAGAUACCGAUAAAGACGGGAAGGUGUCGUGGGACGAAUACCAGAAAGAAUCGUAUGGCGCUGAGGAGAUAGAAGAUCCAGAUAAUGAAGAAACCAAAAAAAUGCUGCAAAAUGACAAAAGGCGAUUCGACGUUGCGGACAAGAACAAAGACGGAGGUCUGAGUAAAGAAGAGUUUGUUAACUUCAUGCAUCCUGAAUCAUCGCCAGAAAUGGGAGACGUUCAUGUCAUAGAAACUAUUGAAGGUGAGUUCUUGGUUACAAGAAAAUUUAAGAUAUUUUUAUCCAUAUUGAGAAUUUUACUUCAUAAGUAUUGCUGCUUCUGUAGAUUACUUUUUUAAAAAAGAAAUCGUGUCAAACCGAUUUGUUCUUGUAACAGUUUUCUUAGUUUCAUUCAAUGAACAAGUUAAGUCGUGAUUGUUUUGCGAAAUCCAAUUAUGCUUGAAAUAUGGAAUAAUGCGUUAUCUCAUUAAAUUAGCAUUUGUGGCACUGGAAUCAUUAUACUUUCAAAUCAGUGAAACAAUAGUCACACAUUGUACCGUUUUUGUUUUCACUUUGAUUAGACGGCCUAGUAGGUGAGUUUUUGUUGGAAUUAUGCCAAGGAGUCUCUUAAUUAUGAUAUUUAUUAAAAAUACUUUCUUUGAGCAAAUAAUAAAAAAAAAAAAAUUCAGCCAUUAGUGGUGAAAAAGAUAGUCUGUCUCCAGUAUCCAUGGUUUUGUUUGGGAUAAGCUAGCCUUUCAAAAUAAUUUAAUGGAAAUUAAAUAUUUAAAGAACUUGACAGGAUGUAAAAAUAAUAUCAAUAUCCAAUAACCUUGAUAUUUGAUCAGCCAUUUUUACUUGGGGGCUGAUAAAAUACAUUUUUUCAAUUUAUGACUCAAACACUUUAUUUGACUUUCAGUGGGAUAGCUUAUUGCUAUUUUUUCCAUUUGCUUUGUCUUUUUUUUCUUUCUUCCUAUUUUGAUCUGUAAUGUUGCAAAAAGUUUCAAUUUUUGAUUUUUAAAGAUUAAUUUGAGCAUAACCUGAUCAUAUGUGGUAAUUACAGGGAACCAGUAAACGUUAUCAUGGAUAGUUUAGUAUUUUCCCAGUUCUUAAUCUAAUAUGUAAUCCUUUCACCACCCUGUUUUUAUAACAAGUUUCAAAAGUAACCAAGAGGGAAUUUUUUUAUGUGUGUGGGGAUAUUUUUAGCAUUUAUAGCAGCUUUGGACAAGGUUGGACAAUAAUAUUUUAUUGUUUCAUCCCUGCUAUGAAAAAGAGAAAACUUCUUUCCUAAAGAAAAGAAGCUAAACAAGCCCUGGCCUACAAUAAUAUUACAAAUAUAUACAGUACAACCAGCAACAAGAUAGUUGAGACACUUAUCCCCAACAGUCUUUUACCCAGACAUUGAAAACUGACCGUCCAGAAGGCAUAAAAUUAUAAGACAUUAAGUGAAUUUUCCGUCUGUUUCUUCCAGAAAUGGACGUCCCUAGGAUGGCUGGAUACUCUUCUGGCUAAAACCUUGAUCCCCAAUAUGUUCCAUAUUUAACUGAUACCUUCCUCUUCAAAUAGGACAAAGCAAGCCUUCCCUCUCCCAUUCCCUGUAGAAGGGUUUUACCAUUGAUCAAGUUACCUGCAGGAAAAGCUUUAGUGAAAAGGGGGUUGGGGACGGGUGCAAAGGAGCAUGAAGGGGUCCAGAUUGGAUUUUUUCUGCUACAUACCGUUAUUUCAUCUGUUUGUCGAAAGAGUCCAUUAUUGUAGUAAUGCUUCCAUAACUUCUUCUCGCCUUUCCAGAUAUUGAUAAUAAUAAGGAUGGCUAUGUUAGCUUGGAUGAAUUCUUGGGUGAUUAUCGUGAUCCUGAUGACAAUGAGGCUGAUGAACCAGAAUGGGUCAAGGAGGAAACAAAGAAAUUUAAGGAUGAAUAUGACAAGAAUCAUGAUGGAAAACUUGACAAGGAUGAGGUGGGUAAAUGCCUACUUUGCACUUAAAUGAGCAUCUGAUCAAAUAGGGAAAUAGCUGCGAUAAAUAAAGACUAUCCAACCAUUUGUGUAUGUAAAAUCAGGAUAUUUUUCUAAUUAUCAAUGAAUCUUGUAAGUGUAGAAGAUGUGAGCUACUAGGGGGGUCUGAUGGCAUGCUUACUCAGCAAAUUUGGAAAUGUUGAUGCUUCAGAACACCAUUUCUAGUGUUCUGAGAGGACAAUAUAUGUCUAAAAUGUCCGCAAAAUUGAUUGUCAAUUUUAUGCUUAUUUUUAUUUGCGUGAUGUUAUUUUAAAUUUUGUGCAGUUUUUAAAAGUAUUUAAUCAAGGUUUUUCCAGUCAAAGCCCUUAAAUGAGAACUUCUUGUAAACGACCACCUCUCAUAAGCGGCUUCAACCACUUUUUGGCCUGACAGCUUUAACAGUUUUCCAUAGUUUUUAACCCCUUGUAAGCGACCACUUGACUUAUGGUUUACUAUUUCGUUUCCAGUUAGUACUAGGCUACUCAGAGUAUACGAAGAAUCUUAAAUGACAAUAAUAGAAUAUAGCAUUAUGAGAUCCGUUUCUUGAAAGAGACCCCUUACGGUUGGAUUCUCGUAAGUGACCACCUCCUGCACUGUUGUCACUAAGAUUUCAAGUUGCCGGGUAAAUACAACAAGUAGGCGGGGAAUCAAAUGGCUAGGGAUUUCUUUUGGUUCUAUUUUGCUUCUAUUUUCCGAUAAAAGUAGCUGGGGGCCACUCUCUUUGUAGCCGGGGAAAAUCCCCGGCCCCCGGCUCUUAAUGACAACCCUGCUCCACCUGUAGGCAACCACUAAAUCUUCUCAAUUUGUUAGGUUGCUUAUGGGUGGUUGUAAUGUAAUAAUACUACAAAUAAGUAACAUAUUUUACAUGUAAACUUCGUAGGUCAAACUUUGGAUUCUUCCCGAGACUGACCAGAUGAUGGCCCAAGAAGAAGCGCAGCAUCUGAUUACGUCAGCUGAUGAUGAUAAAGAUGGAAAACUUAGUGAGGAGGAGAUUGUGACAAAUCAUGAAACAUUUGUUGGAAGUGAAGCCACCGAUUAUGGCCGUGCUUUACCCAAACAUGAAGAGCUAUAGGUUUUAAUAAAGGUUUUGAUACUUUUAUAUGCAAAACUCAUCUGUUUGUCCAAGAUAUGUUAGUAAAUUAUAAAAUGUGCUGGUAAUAUAUACUUUCAAUCUCAAAAUCUUGUAAUUCUCGUUAGAAAUAAUAUUCCAAAGAGCAAUUUUUUUUCCCUUUGAGUACAUGUAACAAGUGCUGUGAGUAGAAGAUUAGAGUCUUGCAUCCAACUCCAACAUACUUGCCUUCUCUUAUAACAGUAAUAAUCAUUACUUCAUCACUAUUGAUAUAGAAAGAUCCCUGCAGAUGUUCCAGAGAUAAUGAUUUUUGAUCUGUACUGAACAGACUCUUUGCCAAUGAGGUCAAUUUUUAUAGUUUUAUUAAAAGAAAAGCUGACCAAAAAUGUGGUUGUGAAUUUUUAAGAUGUAAAUUGGAUACAGUGUAUUUGUUAGUGUUGGUUAUGAUCAUCACUGUCGUAGGUCAUCAACUUGUGCACCAAAGUGUUAAAUACAAAAAUUCAGGGUUGACCAAUUAGGUUCUUUUGUGGGCUGCAAAAGUUUCUAGGCCACCAGAUCACUGCAAAAACUGUUAUUGUUAAUCCAUAGUUCAUGCAUCUGGUUAGAGCGAUUCUCGUAUGACCUUGAAAAAUGGUUUCGGUAAGUGUUCGUUAUUUGUUUUAUUAGCCAAUGGAUGAAAAGAUAAAAAUUUUGCCUCUUCUUUUUCCCGCCAGAGAAAACCCUAACAUAGAGCAGGCAUUGUGCGAUUGGCCAAUCGUGUUGCAGUAUGACAUGAAAGCAAAGUAUCGAUUGAUUUCUAGAAAGUUCUUGGGCAUGAAGUUUUUUCAGCCAAGUAUUCGCUUAACCAACCAAAAGCCACACGUGUUUGUAUCCGUUCAAUAAACCAAUCAAAUCACUCCAUUUCCAUUUGUUUAUUGUUUCUGUUUUGUUUGCGUGUUUUCAUUUCAAGGUCAAUUAUGAAAAUCGCUCUAUUUCACUAUCAACACUCAUCUUCACUCUCUGUUUAUCAUUCCCAGUCCCUCUCCCCUGUUGGCAUCAACGAGGGAAAUGUGUAACAGAUGCACGCUGGAGAGAUGGGAAGGAAGAAGAUAGUGAGACCUUCUCUUUCCAUCCUUCUCAUCAUCCUUUUUGUUGAGUGGCCUCCUAUUCUCCUCAGCGGCAAUUUCUCUGUCACAUACAAAUAAGAGACGACUGGGACAAGUUAGUAGUUGAUUAUGAUCUUCUAGUAAUUAGAGUGGCAUAGACUAAAAGCAUUCUAGGAAUGCAUAGGUACAGGCAAGAGUAUGACCAUCUCUUGGCAUGCUGUUAUUAGCUUUGUCUCUUUCACAAUAGCCUCCCACACAGACUUUUUUGCGGCUUUGUCAUGCGUUCUUUUUUCAUUGCAUUUUUUUACUGUUGUCACAAUUGUUUUCCCUGCCACAAAGCAUUGUGUGACGAGCUAAGACAACGUCUACGUUAAGGCUACCUUCAUAGCUGUUUUUAGGGCUGUCACACAACCCUGGAAAGAGCUGCAAAGGAGACCAUAGUUUUUGUAGCUAAGCAGGAAAAUUCUUGCCACUUUUUUCAUGACUGUAGACCAUCUUAGACAAUCAGAUGGGAUAUUUAUGAUAUUGAUAAAACUGAUAGAGGGUGUUUGUUCACGUGUUUCAUCGGAUUCGAGUUUGAAAUAAACUUCCAGGAUGUUUUAAGAUAUGUUACCUGGUCCCCCUCUUUAUUGCAACAUCGUUAAUAUUACCCCCUAAAUUAAUGUCAGAUGCAAAUUAUUUUUCGAUAGUUUGCAACAUUUAACUCUCAAACUUGGCAAAUUGUUCUCACUUCAAGGCGGAAUUUCAUCCGUGUCAACCGGUUUUCGCAAACUGGUCCAUGUAAUGU